AUGUGGAGGUGUGGCGCUGGAUGUAUUCGAAGAGGUAUUGCCUAUCAAAUCGACGAAAUUCGUAUAUCAAUGUUCUUUGUUAUUUUUGUAAAGGAACCUCCAAAAGACUUCACACUGAUUAAACAUGAAAAUGUGAUCGCAACACCUCAUCUAGGUGCUAAUACUAAAGAAGCCCAAAAACGAGUUGCUAUCGAAUUGGCCGAACAGAUAAGAGAUUUUAAAAUGGGUACAUCACUAAUUGGAGUUAUAAAUGGAUCAGCUGUGAUGGGUCAGUUUUCAAAUACUAAUCGUUCGUUACUUGUUUUAUCACGUUCAUUUGGUGAAUUAUUAAUUCGGAUAAAUAAACACGAAGAUAUUUCUUCUCCCAUAACGAUUUCUUGUCAUAAUAAAAAAGCUUUCUUAUUCUUUUCUUAUUUAUUUAAUUCCCAUUCUACUUAG
Didymodactylos carnosus is the source of this 438-nucleotide messenger RNA. The record is from the annotation of a GenBank genome assembly. NCBI's taxonomy places the organism in Eukaryota, Metazoa, Rotifera, Eurotatoria, Philodinida, Philodinidae.